AAGACUUCCAAGAAGAGCAAAACCAACUUAAAAGCCUCAUUCUUGCCCAGUAAUUCUAGCUCUCUAUAGCAUCAAAUUAUUUAAAACAAGAAGUUCGCUAACCAUGGGCAACAUUUUAGGAGGGAAACAGACUGUAAAGAUCAUGAAGAUAAGCGGGGAAACGUUCAAGUUAAAGACGCCGGUGAAGGCCGGUGAGGUGAUUAAGGACUAUCCAGGUCUUGUUCUCCUAGAAUCAGAGGCAGUUAAGCAUUAUGGGAUUAGGGCAAAGCCUCUGGAACCACACCAGGGGUUGGUGCCCAAGAGGCUCUAUUUCCUAGUAGAGCUCCCAAAAGCUUCAACAGAGAAAACAACGAGAAGGGUUCGGUCGGAGAUUACCAUGAGUGCUAAAGACAGGCUCGAGAACCUAAUGCUAGCAAGAAGAUCAACAUCUGAUCUUUCGAUAAUAAACCCUAGUUCCUCCAGCAGCAGCAUUGUCCCCGAGGAAAGCGGUGCAAUGAGGGUGAAGAUGAGGUUGCCCAAGGCACAAGUAGAGAAGUUAGUGCAAGAAAGCAAGGACGAGGCAGAGGCAGCUGCUAAGAUUGUGGAUCUUUGCAUGGCAAACAAAGGAGGUAAAAAUUCCAGUGAAAUUGCCCCACAACAACAACUGCAUUGGAAGAACGGCCAUGGCAGAGCAGAGACCGAAAGUGUCAGGGCACGUAAGCGAGUGACUUUCCAUCCGAUCAGUGAAGGAGAGAUGCAAAUAGCAGUGGCUUCUUAUUGAGAAAAAAAUUCAAAUGAUGAAAUAUAAUACGUGAUGGAUUACUAUAAAUAAAUUAUGAUAAAUUAUGCAUUCUCUCAGCUUCAGCCUACAAAUUCUCAUCUGCCAAACAUUCCCUUGUAUGUCUCCAUUCUUGUACAUAGAACAAUUUAAAGGGAUUUUGAGAUUCUGAUCAGUGAGGAUUAUGAAAGAGCAUAAAGUGAGAGACAUGUAAACUUCGACCUUUCACAAUGACUAUACCUCUAUGAUGAUUAGGAGUUAAUUUUCUUCUUAUACAUAUAGUAGCUGGCUUUUUUUUGUUAUUA
Molecule: messenger RNA, 1062 nt
Organism: Hevea brasiliensis (rubber tree)
Lineage: Eukaryota; Viridiplantae; Streptophyta; Magnoliopsida; Malpighiales; Euphorbiaceae
Exons: 2
Coding region: 104-760 (218 amino acids)
Source: RefSeq, a predicted model, not a curated record